AUGUAUCAUUACCAUGGAAACAAACCUCAUGACUUUCUGUUAAUCACUAUGGCAAUGCCACGUCUGAUUGCCCCUGCGAAGCGUCUUCUUGAGCAGGGUUUUAAAUUUGCAAGCUUCGCCACCCAAAGCUACCAGGCUUAUGAAGCCAACAUUGACUUUGAGAUCAGGUUCAUGGUGGACAGUGAUGUGGUCGGUUGCUGCUGGAUUGAGCUUCCUAAAGGGAAGUACAGGCUGAGGGAGGAGAGAAGUGAAGGACAGACAGGCUCAAAAUAUCCCGGAAAGGUGUCCCUGUGUCAGUACGAGGUGGAUGUGGCAUGGAAUGACUUGGUCAGUCAUCCAGCUGAAGGAGAAUGGCAGAGGAUCGCUCCACUCAGAGUACUGAGCUUUGAUAUUGAGUGUGCUGGCAGAAAAGGUAUGAUUCACCAGAGUGGAAACUGUGUGUGUGUUUACAGGUAUUACAGUGUUCCUAUAACAACUCUGGAUUUCUCCUCACUGUAUCCCUCCAUCAUGAUGGCCCAUAAUUUAUGUUACACUACACUCCUGCAGAAAAGCCAGGUGGAGAAACUCAGUCUUUCUCCAGAAGAUUUCAUCAAGACCCCCACAGGUGAUCUGUUUGUGAAGAGCUCUGUGAGGAAGGGCCUUCUCCCUGAGAUCCUAGAAAACCUGCUGAGUGCCAGGAAAAGAGCAAAGGCAGAGCUGAAGAAAGAGACAGACCCCUUUAAAAAGCAGGUGCUGGAUGGAAGGCAGUUGGCUUUGAAGAUCAGUGCAAACUCCGUGUACGGGUUCACUGGGGCUCAGGUGGGCAAACUGCCCUGUCUGGAGAUCUCACAGAGCGUCACAGGCUUUGGUAGGCAGAUGAUUGAACAGACCAAACAGCAUGUGGAAUCAAAAUACACGAUCUCUAAUGGUUACCAGGCAGAUGCAAAGGUCAUCUACGGAGACACAGACUCUGUGAUGGUGAAACUAGGUGUGGCCACAGUGCAGGAAGCAAUGAAUCUGGGAAAGGAGGCAGCUGAUUGGGUCUCCUCCUACUUUGUUCCACCAAUCAAAUUAGAGUUUGAAAAGGUGUAUUACCCAUAUCUGUUGAUCAAUAAGAAGCGGUACGCCGGGUUGUAUUUCUCUUCUAAUGCUGAACAUCAUGAUAAGAUGGAUUGCAAAGGAAUUGAGACGGUCAGACGAGACAACUGCCCUCUAGUGGCCAACCUUAUCAACACAUGCCUCCAAAACAUCCUCAUUGACAGAGACCCUGAUGGGGCAGUAGCUCAUGCUAAAGAGGUGAUCUCUGACCUUCUGUGCAACCGCAUUGACAUCAGUCAGCUGGUCAUAACUAAAGAGCUCACACGCACCGCACAGGAGUAUGCCGGCAAACAGGCCCACGUCGAGCUAGCUGAGAGGAUGCGGAAGCGUGAUGCAGGUAGCGCUCCAAACCUCGGAGACCGAGUCCCGUACGUCAUCAUCAAAGCAGCAAAGGGAGUGGCAGCAUAUAUGAAAUCAGAGGACCCCAUCUAUGUGCUGGAGAACAACAUCCCUAUAGACACACAGUACUAUCUGGAGCAGCAGCUGUCCAAACCUUUACUGCGCAUCUUUGAACCCAUACUGGGCGAGAGCAAAGCUGAGAGUGUGUUGCUGAAGGGCGAUCACACACGCUGUAAGACGGUCUUGACGUCUAGAGUUGGUGGUCUCAUGGCUUUCGCUCAGAAACGAAGCACUUGCAUUGGCUGCCGAGCUGUGCUCAAAACCGAUGUGGCUAUAUGCGACUUCUGCAAAAAGAGAGAGUCGGAGCUUUAUCAGAAAGAGAUCGCUCAUCUGUCAACUCUAGAGGAGAAAUUCUCUCGUCUGUGGACUCAGUGUCAGCGCUGUCAAGGUUCACUGCAUGAAGACGUGCUGUGUACCAGGUAUUUACACACAUGUGCACACUAG
This is a messenger RNA of Sinocyclocheilus grahami, 1920 nucleotides long. RefSeq names its product DNA polymerase delta catalytic subunit-like. Gene Ontology annotation, cellular component: delta DNA polymerase complex. Gene Ontology annotation, biological process: nucleotide-excision repair, DNA gap filling; DNA-templated DNA replication; DNA replication proofreading. Gene Ontology annotation, molecular function: nucleotide binding; DNA-directed DNA polymerase activity; 3'-5'-DNA exonuclease activity. The record is from RefSeq and is a predicted model, not a curated record. The transcript has 15 exons. The coding region runs from base 1 to 1920 and encodes 639 amino acids. NCBI's taxonomy places the organism in Eukaryota, Metazoa, Chordata, Actinopteri, Cypriniformes, Cyprinidae.